AUGGCGUGCGCCUCCCUGCUUACGGAUGACAAUAUACUGCGCUUCAGGACGAAAGCGUGCCUCCGUCUCUCUCAGGGCUCAUGCAGCUUUGGGGACGACCGCUGCCAGUACUCGCACAGCCAAGUCUGGACACGUAGGUCGCCCUACUAUGCCUCUCCUGGCCAGCGUCAGGAGCGCUCAGAGGUUAGCCAAAGAGAACCGUUGCUGCGCUACCUGCCGGUGCCGUGCGAGAACUUACAAAUAGAAAACGGGAAGGUAGUGAAGGUCAAGUGUCCCAGAGGUGUCAACUGCCCCUUCUCCCACUCACCGGAGGAAAUUGUCUACCAUCCCCUCGUAUAUAAGACAGAGCCAUGUAAGGCAUUUGCCCAGCGCUCGUGCCGAGUCUACUACUGCUGGAAGAGUCACGGCGAAAAGGAGCGGAGGCAGUCCGCGCGGCAUUUCUCCCUCGGAGUUGUGAAGGGGCUAAACGUGCCGGUGAACUACCCUGGAGUAAGUCUAGUCGAACUAUUGCCCAACAAGAACGGAAGACGGCGAAGGCCGCGGUUGCCACCCGCAAGUCCUCCUGCAGUUUUGGAGAGCAGCGGAGGUUCAGUUGCUUCUCUCGGCAACAGCGCUCAUCAUGAGAACGUAGGCCUACUACUCCACGGUGUUGUGAGGCACCUUGCUGAGUGCGCUCCAGCAGAUGCGGCGUGGACUUCAGAUUGCAUGCCUAAAGCUGCUACGCUGCCUCCUCUGCAUUUUACCGAUGAUGCCAUGGGCGCCUGGCCCCCUCUUAGCAGCUUGCUGAAUCUUAUCGAGGGGAAGGUGGACCCUGAAGAUGUCCGUCCCCCUCGAGGGUGUCCUGCACAGCCUCAGGGGAAGGAUGCUAGAAAUAACCUGAAAAGUGCGGCUAAGCAUGCUGCGAAGAAGGAAGGGCAGAACUUUCUUUUGCGCCAAGGAAUACCAAUUGAGGAGACUGUAGAAGAGCUCCCGCUGAGAAGGCAGACGUUGCUGGCGGGCAAUGUAGACCCCAUAGGUAGCCCUUCUUUUGGAAGUCUGAAAGAUCAGAUUGACGCGAACAGCGUAGAAAGUUGGGGUUUACCUUCCUUAGGAGAGAAGCCGACAGAUCCGAUUGGAACAUUCCCAACUCGGCCAAGUCUCCUACCUCUUCAGUAUGCGAAUCCAUCGGGUUCAUCUUCGCCGCAAGCCAAUCUGUUUACAGGCUGCGAAGAGUUUGUCCCAGGGGACAGUACGCAGCUGGGAGAGACUUUCGGUGACUGCAAGGCCGGUCCAAUGCAUGUGUGGCGCUCGAGCAAUAACUUUUGGCUAGAGGGCGGCGUGCGCUUGCCUACUGAUGAUUCAGAUGGGUUGGAGUGCUCCAGAGCUUCGUGGAGCACGCCUGGAAGCGCCCACAGGAGCGUCUCAGCAAAUAUGACUAUCGAAGACCUGAAGGCAGGAGCAGCUGAACAAGAAGGCAAUAUGUACAGCCGCGGCAACGGCGGGGACGCGAGCUUGUCAUCUACAUGUUUUUCUUUGGACUUCACAGCAACAGGGAGCAACUGGUCGUGCACGAAACAAGAUCUGGAGUCCGUCGCGCCUCGCCGCAAGGGGAGUGAGGAUUCGCCGCUACCCCACUUCAAAAGGGAUGAAGACUCGCUUUGUCAGUGGCCCGCGGCCGGAUGGACUGAGGAGAGCUGGUGCAAAGUCGACGAAAUUCUUAAAGCAGGUGAAGAGGACGCAGUGUAUCUGAAGGGCUUGCAGGAUCUGACAAGUGGGAAUGAUUUGCUGCAAGACGUCGAAGACAACAAGCGGCUGAUGUCGUGUUUCGUUUCCCUGUUAAAACUUAUACAGGAAAAUGAAUCGCCUGAGGCGGGGACUCGAAAGAGCUUUAAGGGCAAUGAUUGCGAGUCACCCACAGCGGAGUUCGGUGUGUUUGAGGCAUCCCAACCGCCCGAUGAAACAGCAGAGUCGAACUACCCCCACAUGAUGGCUCUUUGGAAAAUGGCGAGGCUGGCUGCAUGA
Messenger RNA from Eimeria necatrix, 2001 nucleotides. Its product is annotated as zinc finger (CCCH type) protein, putative. Bases 1 to 2001 code for a protein of 666 amino acids. The record is from RefSeq and is a predicted model, not a curated record. Lineage: Eukaryota; Apicomplexa; Conoidasida; Eucoccidiorida; Eimeriidae. The transcript is spliced from 5 exons. Gene Ontology annotation, molecular function: metal ion binding.